Messenger RNA from Mycosarcoma maydis (corn smut), 2787 nucleotides. RefSeq lists its product as uncharacterized. The record is from RefSeq and is a predicted model, not a curated record. The transcript has a single exon. Lineage: Eukaryota; Fungi; Basidiomycota; Ustilaginomycetes; Ustilaginales. The coding region runs from base 1 to 2787 and encodes 928 amino acids. Gene Ontology annotation, molecular function: protein serine/threonine phosphatase activity.
AUGAACUCGAUCAGCUAUCUCGAUUCGGUCCUUAGCCGCUCAUUCGCGCCGGCAUCGGAUCGACCCCCAUCACGACCCUCGUCCUCGUCGUCUGCCCAGCGCUCUCGCUCGCAUUCCUCUCUUCCCGCCAGCAGGAGAGCAUCGAGCACCUCUCCUGCCACCACGUCUACUUCCUCCUCGCUGCGAAGAUGGUCGCAAGAGCAAGACCAACCUUCGCAAGCCCUGUAUACCAAAAACGAGUUACGCCGAACCGGAAGCACACCUGCCGGUAUCUACCCCGCUCAUGCGCUGGAUACAGACGACAGUGAUUCGGAUUCGCAGCAGACACAAACAGCCAGAUGGAGCGGCCUUUGGGGGCUGACAGGCUGGCUCGAUGACGCCAUCCACCCUGGCUCCCACCGUCACUCGCGCAAGAACAGCGAUUCCCAGCUUUCCGUUCGACGCACAAGACGUGUACCCAGUCUAGACGAUCUGCUGCUGUCGUCAACCGCUCCGCGACGAGAUCUAGCGCGGCGCACUGCCUCUUCGGGAUACGACCAAACAUUCCCCCAUCGUCUUGGCGAGUAUUCUAGCAGCACAGACGAGUCGGAAUCUAGGCACCGGCGCAGAUCCAAGCGCAAUUCUUGCCUCGGACCAACCAGCUCUCUCUCCCUUUCCCCUCCGCCUCAGGAUCAACAGCUAGAAGCAUGGCCUGUUCAACAAGAGCAUAUGCUCAGGCACGACGACCCGGAGCUCAUGACCGAAAAGGAACGUGAGGACAUUGUCGAGUUCGACGGCGGCGAUUUUGCGCCGGAAGACAUGGACGGGCCUCGAGAGCGCACCAUCUCGCAAAGCAGCGCCGACAGCAGUUGGGGUGAAGGCUCUUACGCCUCGCACGACGCAGCAAUCACUUUGACCACAGCUGCAGGCUCCGCUUCUGUAUCGGAGGAAACGUGGCCAGAAAUUCACGUGACCAGUGACGCCAGUGAAGCUAGCUCGCAGGAUGAGGCGGAUGAAAAGAGGGUCGACUCGCAAACUCUGCUCGAGGCGGCAAAGGGACAAGUCGAGGCAAUCGAAACUGUUGCCAAAGAGGAUCCCACGUCGUCGGUGGUGCAUCCGACUGCUGCAUCGGCAACGCCGAAGAAGAAUUCAGCCUCAUCUUCCACGGACGUUGAAAUCACACCCACGACUCAGCGCAACAAGCCGUCCGAUUCGCCCGCGUCCACCAUAACAACACCGUCUGCCUCUAGGAAGGGAUCUUUACGUCGAAGACAAGCGGCUGCCAUCACCGCCACGGAAAGCAUGAUUUCCUCGUCUAGCUCGUCGCUCAUCAGCACCACCGACUCAGAACAAGCUGUCGAUCGUAGUCUCACCUCCUCCAGGACGAGGAAGCGCCGCUCGGCUCGAUCAUCUGCCAACUCUUCUACUCGAGCAUCCGAGGCCGACGACUCGCGAGGCUGGUUCGCUCCUCGUAACGGAAACGCCGACGGCACGACAGCUGCCAAACACGGUGCUGUGCCGUCGAAACGGAAAAGUUUAGCAAAACGAGCGAUUCGCAGAACGUUUUUGACAUUACGAAACCUGUUGGUCAUGGUGCUGUUGUGCCCCUUGAACUGUGUGCGCUACCUUCGCAGGCGUCGCACUAUGCGAGCAGAAGAAGCUGUCGAAGCGAUUUACGAGCGAGCUCAAGUUCCGAUCCUCGAGAAGAACUCGAGCGACCAAGCGACGCCUACUCGGUCGUCGAAACGCCCAUCUCCGCUUCGAUUUGCGAGCAAAGUGGAGCCUCAGUGGGACGGCGAAAAGCGCAGCGGAAGCGCAGGUCGUCCACGUACGCCCAAGCCAGAUGCGAAGGACGCCAGCCUUUUCGUCGACCAGGAACCUGUGACCGAAGAGCAAGCGGCUGCAUUGGGACCGGUGUGGAAGGCAAUCACUUCGGGACAAAGGACGCCGUCCAAGUUGCUGCCUAACCCGCAGGUGGUAGAUCCGAUGCUGGCACAUAACAGCAAGGCCGAGCCCAUCGAUACAGUUAUGGCGGAGAAGGAGGCUGUGAUGGAGGCGGAGCGGCAGUCCCGGAUUGCCAAAGGCAGGGCAGCUCGUCGGGCUGCAGCCGAUGGAUCUGAUCGAUCGUCUGCGGUGAUACCGAGCAGUCAGAUUCCGCGUGGACCCACGAGCAACAUCAUUCACCACUCACCCAAGAUCCUCGUUCUCGACCUCGACGAGACACUGAUCCACUCGACCUCACGUUCACCGUCUCACUACGCGUCGGCGGGCGGACGUACGACCACGUCCGGAUUUCUAGGUCUCGAAGCCGCCGGUGCAUUCUUGGGUCUGCGAGCCAACGAUAAUCCGCGGCGUAUCCGGCCGCACAUGGUCGAAGUGGUGCUCGACGGGCGCUCGGUACUGUACCACGUCUACAAACGGCCGUGGGCGGACUACUUUCUGCGCAAGGUAGCGUCGUGGUACACGGUGGUGAUCUUCACCGCGUCCGUGCAGGAAUAUGCGGACCCGGUCAUCGACUGGCUUGAUCAGGGUCGCGGCUUGAUUUCGGCAAGACUGUUCAGGGAGAGCUGCUCGUUCAAGGCGGGCUCAUAUGUCAAGAAUCUGCAGGUGGUAGAUGAGGAUUUGAGCAAGGUCUGCUUGGUCGAUAACAGCCCAGCGAGUUAUCGGCUGAAUAGGGAAAAUGGCAUUCCCGUGGAGGGUUGGACGAGUGAUCCUAAUGACGAGGCGCUGCUUGAUCUCUUGCCGGUCCUCGAUAGCUUAAGGUUCGCAAGUGAUGUUCGGCAUAUUCUGGGCAUUCGCGGUUGGUAG